AUGAGCCCCGACCCGUCAGCUGCGCCCGUGCUGCUCGUGACGCACGUUACGGCCAUCGAUGCGGGCGCAGUCCCGGAUUUGCUCGCCGGCCUGGGGCGGCGGUCCCGCAUCAUCAGGGCAAACAAGGGGGAGCCGUUUCCGGAGGACGUCGAAACGCUCGGAGGUGUCGUCAGCUUCGGCGGGCCGCAGAGCGCCAACGACGAUCACGUCGACUACGUCCGGGCGGAGUUGGACUGGAUACCCCGCGUGAUGGCGGCCGGUGUGCCGCUGCUCGGCAUCUGCCUGGGAAGCCAGAUGGUGGCACGCACCCUCGGCGCCACGGUGGGCCCCGACCCGAACGGGCUUUAUGAGUUUGGCUACUACCCGAUCGAGCCGCUACAAGGCGCAGCCCAAGACCUGGCCCUCGACGCGACGCUCAACGUGGCGCACCGCCACGGCGAGGCGUUCACGAUGCCUGCCGGCGCCCGUCGACUUGCGCGGCGCGACGUGUUCGAGAAUCAGGCGUUUCGCUACGGGGCGACGACCUGGGCUCUGCAAUUCCAUCCAGAAGUCAACGACCCUGUGCUGGCGCGCUGGGUCGGCAGCGACCCACCCGCCGAGGAUUUGUGGCGGACCGGCGCGCAGACGCCGGCGGAACAGCGCGCAAACCACGCUCGCUAUCACGCGACCGUGCAUGAGUGGCUCGGGCAAUUCCUUGCGCUCUGGCUCGCCAGCGCGGAGCAGUGA
Geodia barretti is the source of this 726-nucleotide messenger RNA. Lineage: Eukaryota; Metazoa; Porifera; Demospongiae; Tetractinellida; Geodiidae. The record is from the annotation of a GenBank genome assembly.